AUGGGGCUUCACCACGAAAAGAAUAAAGAUAAGGUUGGGAACAUAAUUGGGCUAACUAUUCUCGUCAAUUAUGCUCUGUUGGAUUUGGUGUCUCGUGGGCCCAACUCCGCCUCAGCCACAGCAUCAACGACGCACGUCACCACCUUGUUGGGAGAGCCGCAUCAUGUAUGGAAUCAUGAAAUGGAGCCUUGGUUGAAUCCUGGGCACUGGGGCCCCGCUCUCAAGUUUAAAGUUAGAGCCGAAAUCCACGCGUCGAGAUACCCGCAGCAACUUUCCAUCUUUCGACAAACCUUAAUCAGCUUUCCUGCUGAAGUUUUCAAAUGGGGCGGAAGCUUGGUGUAUGGCUUGAGAUAUAUCGGAAGUCCCCUUGUGGCUUGGCCUACUUCUCUUGAUAUUCCAUUCUCUUCAAAGAAAAUUAAGAUGCCAUCAGGUCUUGCACAGCUGAACGAUCCAGGUAAUGUGGCAUUCGGAGUCUUUGGAGGAGCGGGAGAACGAGGACGAGGAGACCAUAUAUUUCCAUGUAACUACCUGAUAGCAAUCGAUGUCGCCAACGACUUAUUCUUACGCAUUCGUAUGGCACGCACAGCAUAA
Histoplasma capsulatum G186AR is the source of this 591-nucleotide messenger RNA. RefSeq lists its product as uncharacterized. The coding region runs from base 1 to 591 and encodes 196 amino acids. The transcript has 2 exons. NCBI's taxonomy places the organism in Eukaryota, Fungi, Ascomycota, Eurotiomycetes, Onygenales, Ajellomycetaceae. The record is from RefSeq and is a predicted model, not a curated record.